ACGGAGUAGAAUCCCCCUCCUCUGUCAGUGUGUGAGAGAGGGAGAGAGGAGCUGAGCUCCGGAGACAGGAUUAUCGCACUGCCUGGAUGAGCCGUCCUCCCAUCCAUCGCUAUGGCUUUAAUAGUACACCUGAAGACCGUCAGCGACCUGCGCGGGAAGGGGGACCGCAUCGCCAAAGUCAUGUUCAGAGGCCUCUCGUUUUACACCCGUGUGCUGGAGAACUGCGAGGAUGAGGCCAAGUUUGAUGAGACUUUCCGUUGGCCGAUCGCCAGUAACAUAGACGGGAAUGAGAUGCUGGAAAUACAAGUGUCUAACUACAGCAAAGUCUUCACAAACAGACUCAUUGGAACAUUCCGCAUGGUCCUCCAGAAAGUGGUGGAAGAGGCUCAACUGGAAGUGACAGACACUCUCAUCGAUGACAAUAAUUCAGCAAUCAGAACCAGUGUCAGUAUCGAGCUCAGGUAUCAGACCAUGGAUGGGUCCGUGGGUGCCUGGAACGAUGGCGAGUUUUUGGGCAACACAAACAUACAGUCUGAACUUGACAUCAACUAUCACUUAGAGACGGACAGCUUGCUUUCUGGGCAUAGCCAAAAUUCUGCCACGUCACCAGGCCGGUCACACCAAAGUCUGCACUCUGGGGAGAGGACAUUCCGAAGAGUUGGUAAAGGAGUAUUUUCCGCCAUGAAGCUCGGCAAGACACGUCCACCGAAAGAUGACGGCAGAAGACAAGAUGAACCGGCCGUCUUGGAGACAGAAGACCUGGACAGGAAGGCGAUGCGGCUGGGUGGUGGACUAGACCCAGACACCAUAUCUCUUGCCUCUGUCACGGCCCUCACAACUAAUGUCUCCAAUAAAAGGUCUAAGCCUGACAUUAAAAUGGAGCCCAGUGCUGGGAGGCCAAUGGAUUACCAAGUUAGUAUUACAGUGAUCGAGGCUCGGCAGCUGGUGGGAUUAAACAUGGAUCCCGUGGUUUGUGUUGAGGUUGGAGAUGAGAAGAAAUACACCUCCAUGAAAGAGUCCACCAACUGCCCGUACUAUAAUGAGUACUUCGUCUUUGAUUUCCACGUGCCUCCGGAUGUGAUGUUUGACAAAAUUAUCAAACUGUCAGUCAUCCACUCCAAGAAUCUCCUGCGCAGUGGCACAUUGGUCGGAUCCUUCAAGCUGGAUGUGGGGACGGUCUAUACACAACCUGAACACCAAUUCUAUCACAAAUGGGCCAUUCUUUCUGACCCUGAUGACAUCACAGCGGGGGUUAAAGGUUACCUGAAAUGUGACGUUGCCGUCGUUGGAAAAGGGGACAAUAUAAAGACACCUCACAAAGCUAACGAGACUGAUGAUGAUGACAUUGAAGGAAACCUGCUGCUUCCAGAUGGGGUACCUCCAGAGCGCCAGUGGGCUCGCUUCUACGUUAAGAUCUACCGCGCUGAGGGUCUACCCAGGAUGAACACUAGUAUCAUGGCCAACGUUAAAAAGGCACUUAUCGGGGAAAACAAGGACUUGGUGGAUCCCUAUGUCCAAAUCACAUUUGCCGGGCAAAAGGGGAAGACGUCCGUCCAGAAGAGUAGCUAUGAGCCCAUGUGGAACGAGCAGAUUAUAUUCACUGAGAUGUUCCCACCCUUGUGUAAGAGAAUGAAAAUACAGAUCCGAGAUUCUGACAAAGUCAACGAUGUCGCCAUCGGGACCCACUUCAUAGAUCUGCGCAAAAUCUCCAAUGAAGGCGACAAAGGUUUCCUCCCAACCCUGGGUCCAGCUUGGGUUAACAUGUACGGCUCCACACGGAACUACACCCUAAUGGAUGAGCACCAAGAUCUGAACGAGGGUCUCGGAGAGGGGGUGUCAUUUCGGGCCCGGUUGCUCUUGAGUCUUGCUGUAGAGAUUUUAGACACAACUUCUCCUGAGCUCACCAGCUCCACCGAUGUGCAGGUGGAAGGAGCGCCCCCGGUGGCUGAUAAUUGUACCGGUAAAAUGGAGGAAUUCUUCCUCUUCGGAGCUUUCCUGGAGGCCACCAUGAUAGAUCGCAAGAGCGGAGAUAAACCCAUCAACUUUGAGGUUACAAUAGGAAACUAUGGGAACCAAGUUGAUGGGACGACCCGGCCAAAUCUUCGGAAAAAAAAGGAAGGCAGUGAUGGGGGAGAGGAAGAGACGGAACUCUUACAGAACUCUAGUGAGGAUGAAGCAGAGGAUGAUGGGGAAAUGCAGUCCGUCUCCUCUUCACCAUCAAUGAAACCAUCUAUAACAGACAGAAACUACUUCCACCUCCCGUACUUUGACCGCAAGCCUUGCAUCUAUAUCAAGAGCUGGUGGCAGGACCAGAGGAGAAGACUCUACAAUGCCAACAUCAUGGACAAGAUUGCAGACAAGCUGGAGGAAGGAUUGAAUGAUGUCCAUGAGAUGAUAAAGACAGAGAAGCCAUAUCCAGAGAGGAGACUUCGGGGGGUGCUAGAGGAGCUGAGCAGUGCCAGCUUCCGCUUCGUCACAUUGGCCAACAAGGAUCAGAAUACGAAUGGCCGGACUAAACUGGACCGCGAGCGAUUAAAAUCCUGUAUGCGAGAACUAGAGAACAUGGGGACCCAGGCCAAGACAAUGAGGUCUCAGGUGAAGAAGAACACUGUAAAAGAUAAACUGAAGUUGGUCCAGAACUUCCUGCACAAACUGCGAUUCCUGGCUGAUGAGCCCCAGUACAGUAUCCCGGAUGUCUUUAUCUGGAUGAUGAGCAAUAACAAGCGUAUCGCCUAUGCCCGUAUACCAUCAAAGGAUAUCUUGUACUCCAUUGUGGAUGAGGAGACUGGAAAGGAUUGUGGGAAAGUCAAGGCUGUCUUCCUUAAGUUGCCAGGAAAGCGAGGUUUUGGACCUGCCGGUUGGACUGUACAGGCCAAGAUGGAAGUCUACAUGUGGCUGGGCCUGAACAAGCAGAGGAAGGACUUUUUGUGUGGUCUUCCAUGUGGGUUUGAGGAAAUUAAAGCUGCAAAGGGGCCAGGCCUGCAAUGUUUCCCUCCUAUCAGCCUCAGCUAUACAAAGAAACAAGUUUUCCAGCUGCGUGCACACAUGUACCAAGCACGUAGCCUGUUUGCAGCAGAUAGCAGUGGUCUUUCAGAUCCCUUCGCUCGAGUUUUCUUCAAUACCCAGAGUCAGUGCACAGAGGUCCUGAAUGAGACUCUGUGCCCGACAUGGGACCAGUUACUGGUGUUUGACAAUGUGGAGCUUUAUGGUGAGGCCAAUGAAAUGCGUGAUGAUCCCCCCAUCAUUGUCAUUGAGAUCUAUGAUCAAGAUACUGUGGGAAAGGCAGACUUCAUGGGCCGGACGUUUGCCAAACCAGUGGUGAAAAUGGCUGAUGAGGGAUACUGUACACCUAGAUUCCCACCACAGCUUGAGUAUUACCAGAUAUACCGUGGAAACUCUACCGCUGGGGACCUUCUAGCAGCCUUCGAGCUACUCCAGAUUGGCCCAUCUGGAAAAUCUGAUCUUCCACCUAUUGAUGGACCAACAGACAUGGAGAGAGGACCCAUCCUUCCAGUCCCAAUGGGCAUCCGACCCGUUCUCAGUAAAUACAGAGUCGAGAUCCUCUUCUGGGGAUUGAGAGAUCUGAAGAGAGUGAAUCUUGCCCAGGUGGACAGGCCAAGGGUGGACAUUGAGUGUGCGGGGAAAGGAGUCCAAUCUGCCCUCAUCCAGAACUACAAGAAGAAUCCAAACUUCAGCACUUUGGUGAAAUGGUUUGAAGUGGAUCUUCCAGAAAAUGAGCUGCUUCAUCCUCCUCUGAAUAUUCGGGUAGUGGAUUGCCGUGCAUUUGGCAGAUAUACAUUGGUGGGCUCCCAUGCUGUCAGCUCACUGCGUAAAUUUAUCUACCGUCCACCGGACAAGAAGUCUCAGCAUUGGAACACCACUGCUAAAUUGAUGAGUGGCUAUAUGGCACUGGCCAACGGAGGGACCUACUCUCGCCCCACAGGUGAAAUUGUUGUCAAUAUGGAGCCUGAGGUGCCCAUUAAGAAGAUGGAGACUAUGGUCAAACUAGAGGCGAAUUCCGAUGCAGUUGUUAAAGUAGAUAUGACUGAGGAUGAGAAAGAAAAGAAGAAGAAAAAGAAGAAAGGGGAAGAGAUUGAAGAAGAGGAGCCAGAUGAGAGCAUGCUGGACUGGUGGUCCAAAUACUUUGCUUCUAUCGAGACGCUGAAAGAGCAACUGCGUCAGCAAGAAGCCGCAGCAGCAGAAGCUGAGGAGAAGGAGGAGAUGGAAAUCGCAGAGGAGAUCAAAAUUGAUGAAUCUCCCAUGAAAGGCGCCAAGGGUCAGGCGAAGAACAAAGACAAAGUGAAAGUGCCCAAAGAGGACAAGAAAAAGAAGCAACAAGCCGAGCAAGCAGAGAAAAAGAACAAACAGAAGAUUGACGAGUUAAAGGUCUUCAACAAAGAACUAGAAACUGAAUUUGACUGUUUUGAAGACUGGCUGCACACAUUCAACUUACUAAGAGGGAAGAUCGGGGAUGACGAUGACACAGUCAGCGAGGAGGAACGGAUAGUGGGGAGGUUUAAAGGUUCUAUGUGUGUGUAUAAGGUUCCACUACCUGAUGAUAUCACCAAAGAAGCUGGCUAUGAUCCCAACUAUGGCAUGUUCCAAGGAAUUCCCAGUAAUGAUCCCAUGAAUGUACUAGUACGAGUCUACGUUGUGAGGGCUACAGAUUUACAUCCUGCUGACAUCAAUGGGAAAGCUGAUCCUUAUGUUGUUAUAAAACUGGGAAAAACUGAAAUCAAAGACAAAGAGAACUACAUCUCCAAACAACUAAAUCCUGUCUUUGGAAAGUCAUUUGACAUUGAGGCCACAUUCCCCAUGGAGUCCAUGCUAACAGUGGCAGUUUAUGAUUGGGACUUGGUGGGGACUGAUGACUUGAUUGGAGAGACCAAGAUCGAUCUAGAGAACCGUUAUUACAGCAAGCACAGAGCAACAUGUGGGAUAUCACAGACAUACGCCAUACAUGGUUAUAAUAUGUGGAGAGAUCCCAUGAAACCUACCCAGAUCUUGUCCAAACUCUGCAAAGAAGGGAAAAUUGACGGCCCCCACUAUGGCCCCGGAGGACGAGUCAAAGUUCUAAAUCGUGUUUUCACUGGUCCCAUUGAGAUUGAAGAUGAAAACGGUCAGAAGAAACAAACAGACGAACAUUUGGCCCUUUCGGUUCUUCAGCACUGGGAGGAGAUUCCGCGAGUUGGCUGCAGGUUGAUUCCGGAACAUGUAGAGACACGACCCCUGUUAAAUCCAGACAAGCCAGGAAUUGAACAGGGUCGUAUUGAAAUGUGGGUAGAUAUGUUCCCCAUGGACAUGCCAGCUCCGGGUCCUGCCAUUGAUAUCUCUCCAAGGAAACCAAAAAGUUUUGAACUACGUGUUAUAAUUUGGAACACUGAUGAAGUGAUUCUAGAAGAUGAUGCUUUCAUGACAGGAGAGAAGAUGUCAGACAUCUAUGUCAAGGGGUGGCUGAAGGGACAACAGGAGGACAAGCAAGAUACAGACGUCCACUAUCACUCUCUUACUGGUGAGGGCAACUUCAACUGGAGGUUCAUUUAUCCAUUUGAUUAUCUGAUGGCCGAGGAGAAGAUUGUCAUCUCCAAGAAAGAGUCUAUGUUCUCCUGGGAUGAGACAGAAUACAAGAUUCCAGCACGACUUACCCUACAGGUCUGGGAUGCUGACCACUUCUCUGCUGAUGACUUCCUGGGCGCCAUCGAGUUAGACUUAAACCGUUUCCCUCGAGGAGCAAAGACAGCGAAACAAUGCUCCAUAGACAUGGUGGCACCUGAGGUGGAUUUGCCAAUGGUCUCUAUCUUCAAACAGAAGAGGGUGAAAGGAUGGUGGCCGUUCGUUGCCAGAAAUGAAAAUGAUGAACUUGAACUUACUGGUAAAGUGGAGGCAGAGCUCCACCUACUAUCAGCAGAAGAGGCGGAGAAAUCACCGGCAGGUCUCGGACGCAAUGAGCCGGAUCCUCUGGAAAAACCAAAUCGGCCCGACACAUCCUUCAUUUGGUUCCUUAACCCGCUUAAGUCCAUCAAGUACCUCAUCUGUAAUCGCUACAAGUGGCUCAUCAUUAAGAUCGUCUUGGCCUUGCUGCUACUGGCGAUGGUGGCACUCUUCCUGUACAGCAUGCCAGGCUACAUGGUCAAGAAGUUGUUGGGAGCAUGAAGAGAAGCCCAAGAAGAAAAGACUCUGCAGUGCCUAUCCUUGCUCAAAACGUUUGUCCUUUCCAUCAUAGACUGUAUAGUUUUGUGAUGGGUUUCAGCAAAACAUUUCCUGUGUGAAUUUUUGUUUUAGUUUCUACUGAGAAGCGACUGAAAGGGGGAAAAGCUAACAUUUGCCGAAAAAGAUGAGGCUUCAAACUGUUUUUUUUUUCCUUUAGCAACAAAAGCUUCCUUCUUUUUAGAUACUAGCCUGGAUUAUUUACAGAACAUUCAAAUCUAGAAACAAUUCUCUUUGGUGAGAGUUAUAUAGGUUAGACUGUCACUGAGUUUAUGAACAUUUUUGCCCAACACAAGGCAUAACACUAACCAAACCAAGACCAGUAGAAUUUUCCAAUCUGUGACUGUCUCUUUAACGCUGACCAAAGUUAUACAGGUGGUAAAGAUGUAAAUGUUGGUUAGGAUUCCAUAUUGCAAUACAGGAUCCUUUCAGUUAAGUCAAAAUAUGGUUUUAUGAGCCUUGUUCAAAGAGUAGGACACUUAGGCUUGCUUUAUUAUUAAAAUCCUAGUAGUUUUGAGAUCAUCCUCAUGAUUUCUUGGCUAGUAGGGCAUGACGAGAAUUAUAGUUUCAUAGUUGAUAGAGAGCCAGACAGGGAUGUUAGUUGAUAUGGUUUUUGAAUUAUGCAAAUUUACUCAUAACUGCAGUAACUGGAUCUUUCUCCCCACUUGCCUGUAUUCCCGAUUCUAAAUCCUUAAAAUAGGAAGGGGACACUUUCAAAUACACUGAAGUGGACAUUUUCAUUAUUAUACAAUUUAAACCAAACACCUCAAGAUACCCCAACCAAUCAUACUGCGUUCUUUCACUCCCCCACCAAUCCCACUCUCUAAAACCCAAUACAGUAAAUGGUAGCAGAAACCACAAUCUGCUUAACUCUAGAAAUGGCUGCUCUAGAAUCCUUCAGCUCAAGUGCAAUAUCAUUGGCUGACCCUCUCCUUGAUAGUGAACACACAGGAAAAUGUUUGGUCACAUGUCCAGUUAGCUAUGGAAUCUCAGAUCAGAAGUUUCUACAGCCUAAAUUAGUAUUUUAUUGUUCUACUGCCUUUCAUGGGUUUAAACAAGUGGGGUGGGCAGUGAAACAGUGGAUCAUGUUUUAAUGAUAUCCGCUUUCAAAUAUCCAGUGGGAAAUUGUUAAAUAAGUUCCAAUCAGGUGCAAAUAUAUAUUUUGAAGGAAAAUGUAUCCUCAUAGAAUGGAUCAACAGCUUAUCUUCAGCCCUUCACAUGACCAAGCAAACAAAACGUGUAAAAUUAUUAUUAUAUUCAGAUCUGACCUUUGCAAACCCAUAGACAGUCUUCCAAAACAACUAGAAUCGAUCCAUAUGUCCAAUUUUUGCUUGUGUAUAGGUACACCAAGGGUUGUAUUUUAAAAGACGGUUAUCAGAAUGUUAUGUUGUUUUGAAAUCUGUAAUUCAAGAAUACUCUUUGUAGUUCUUUUUUUAUUCCCCCAAAAUUGAAAGUUUUCUCUGCACAAAUGAACAUCAUUCAUUUCCAGUUGGGUUUACUAUUUAUCAUUUUGACAAAAUGAUCAAUUAAUCUGAGCCUUAAGGUAUCAAUCAUUCCAGUGUAAUAACUGAAAAUCAAAUAGUAAUAACAAUAAUAAUAGUAGUAAUUUUAAUAAUAGUAGUAAUUAUAAUAAUAUAUUUAAAAUACUUCUGGCAGGUUCCAGCUGGUCUUGUGGAUAUGAUUUUAAGGCACUUUUAAUUAUAUAUACCUAAAGCACAAUUUUCUCAGUAAAAUCUUACAGCUAACAGCCUCACAACUUACAUCCUAUUAUUAAAGUCCAACUACACCCCCCCCUACCCUCCAGCCCCCUUGUACAUUUUAUUUUGAAUCCAUUUGUAAACAUAACUAUUUUCCAGCAGUCUUUGGUAGGGUAGUAUAACAUCACAGGUCCUCUUCCUUUAGCGAUGUCCUCGUCCUAAAUACCAUAGAGAGAGGCACCACAUUAUGAUGUGUCGCCAGUCUUUACAACUUUCUCCUGUGAAGUCAUCAUGACCUGGUGACAUGCCUCCAGGGGGCAGGUCCUUGACACUGUCCGCUAGCAGGAAUCUGGUUUAAUGACACUGGGCGCCUAGAGCGACGAGUCUACAACUGGAAAGGAGGUGAGUAUUGUAGCAAGAGCUGCAUAUUUUAUUUCAACAAGGUCUGGGCCUUUCAUAUUUCAAUAAAAGAAAAACUGUCAGUUGAGCUUUAAUAAACCAGUAAUUCUCAACCACUUUCAUUGGGCCCCUCAUGUUGGAGGAUUGUGGAACCUUUAAGAGGCAUUCCAGGUAUGGCAUUUCUUCCAUAGUUGCAUUGGUCCAGCUUGCAAAGCAUUCUCUGAUUGGACAAGGUGGUUAGCAUGACGUUACCACCCAGCCUCUCCUCAUUCAAACAGAGAACGUUUUGCAAUCAUUGAGCAAAGCAUUCCAAACGGUCAACCUCCUCUUAAAGCUCAACAGUGCAGCAGGGCAGCCGCUUGGGAUAGGACCCAGAAGCUGGUGGAGAUCUCUGGAAUAGUUGUGUCUACUACAGUGAUUUCCAGCUGCUAGAGGGAUCCAACAGGUACUGUAUAUGCCUAGUUACUUAGGUCCAAGCUGGUCCAUGUAAACAAAUCCAUAACUGGAAUUCUUCUUUAAGUUUCAUUGUCGUACGUAUUCCAAAACUGCAAAAAAUGUGAAAGCUUGCAAUCCAUGGAUCUCAAAAAUAGAAUAGGUUUCAGUAUCCAAAAAAGGGUUGAGCACCAAGGCCUUCUAUACGGCCUCGGUAUGACCUGUGUGUUACAGCUCUGCAAAUAGAAACUUUAAAAUAUAUUUCUUUUAGGAAAUAGUUCUUUUUUCAUUCCACUCAUGCAGACAAGUUGCAACUUCAAGAACAGGGGAUAUGCAAAAUUAUUUGACAUGAAACACAAUGCAAUAAGCCCCAUGCAUUCAGUGAUGAUCAAAGCACAAUAUCCAUUAAAGAGCACAGGGUAAAGUCUCUCAAUCCACACAUCAUUCACCAUUGUUUGCAUUUAAGGUGUGAUAUCAUGACAUUUCUAGCAGUGUUUUAUUUUUUCCACCAUCAUGCCUCUUUUUAUUUUAUUGUUACUUUCUUCCUUCUUUAUGAUAUAGGGAAGUACCUCCCUGCCUUGCACUAAUUUCAGUUUGUGUAUGUUGUAAAGAAUUUUAUUUAUAAGUUUUAUUGUGUGAAUUAUAAUUUGUUAUUUUCUUUUUCUUUUCUCUUUUUUGUUUUGUCUAUUUUUGUGUUUGUUGUUGUGGCUGUUAUUUGACUUGUUUGUUACAAUAAAAUGGUGACUCCAUCCAUCGUCCAGUCGUCCUAA
Molecule: messenger RNA, 9505 nt
Organism: Rana temporaria (common frog)
Lineage: Eukaryota; Metazoa; Chordata; Amphibia; Anura; Ranidae
Gene: OTOF
Product: otoferlin
Exons: 46
Coding region: 112-6153 (2013 amino acids)
Biological process (GO): synaptic vesicle priming; plasma membrane organization
Cellular component (GO): synaptic vesicle membrane; presynaptic active zone membrane
Molecular function (GO): calcium ion binding; AP-2 adaptor complex binding
Source: RefSeq, a predicted model, not a curated record